AUGCGUGGACAAACAUUACAAUCAAGCAGGCCUCAAGACAGUCGUUUUAAGGGAGUGCAGCAACAGAAGCCAACGACCACGGAUGGGAUUACUGUGUGUGAGUGGCACCUGAUAGAAAGUAAUAUGGGUCUUGGGUCGCAGAUCCCAAAUCUUCCAGGAUUGGGUCCAACCAUCAUUGGUGUGGAAGCAACCCAGUCUGAGCAUGCGGAGCAGGUCACAGGCCAAGUGUUUCUUCGUACACAGCUCAUAGUGAACAAGGAUUUCCUGAGAUCUCUGGCAAGUUUGAGCGCCACCAUAAUGGAGACGCGUCUUGAGGAGAUGAUAGAAUAUACAGAAGAUGAUAUGAAAAGGGUCCUAUGGGAUGAAUUGAUGAGGGGAUUCAGCCUAAAAGAGGACGUUCGGUGGCAUCAUCUGCAAUCAGUUGUGCUGGAAGCCUUCUCAAAGGAUGACACCCUUGCUCAAGCUUACACAGGCAUACCAGAAAUGUUAGAGGGUAGACAAGGCAUUGAAUCUUCUGCACACCAGCAGUCAGGGCUGCAAGAAAAGGGCAAAGAACGUGAGGUGUAA
Messenger RNA from Tremella mesenterica DSM 1558, 567 nucleotides. RefSeq lists its product as uncharacterized. The transcript is spliced from 2 exons. Lineage: Eukaryota; Fungi; Basidiomycota; Tremellomycetes; Tremellales; Tremellaceae. Bases 1 to 567 code for a protein of 188 amino acids. The record is from RefSeq and is a predicted model, not a curated record.